Messenger RNA from Colias croceus (clouded yellow), 1205 nucleotides. Its product is annotated as SH3 domain-containing protein C23A1.17-like. The coding region runs from base 136 to 1167 and encodes 343 amino acids. The record is from RefSeq and is a predicted model, not a curated record. The transcript has 2 exons. Lineage: Eukaryota; Metazoa; Arthropoda; Insecta; Lepidoptera; Pieridae.
UUGUGUAAGCAUUCAAAGCAAAAUUUUCAUAUUUUCCGCAUCACGUUACAAUGAGCUAGAUUAUGUAAGAAAUUGUAAAAUGCAUAAAAGCAUUUUCCGUUCACAUAAAGAGCGAUUGAAUUUCUACAGCUGAAUAUGUGUUACAUCAAAUCAUCGAAAUGGACUCUUAUAAUUCUAGUCACAAUCAUAAGAAAGGCCAACGUACAAUUAGCGUAUCCAGUUUACAUGCCUCCUCCUCCUCCGCCAAUGAUCGCAAUGCCACCACCAAUGCAAAUACCAAUCAUCGCCAUCGAAAUACCUGAACAGACUGUCCCCACUACUACCACUACAACGACCACGGAAAAGAGUGUUGCAAUAGCCAUCCCUGUACCCGUGCCUAUGCCCGUGCAAGUAGCUGUGCCGGCAUAUGCCCCUUCAUAUUGCAUAGCAUCUCCCAGACCAAAGAACUGUCCGCCAUGCCCUCCGUGUCUAUGCAUGCCGCAAUGCACACCGGCGUUCUUCUCAUAUUGUUCACCAUGUCACUUGAAAUGUCGCUGCCGUAAUCCAGGAGAUGCACCAGUUCCUUUACCACCUGUUCCACCAAUGCCCGUACCAGCUCCUGUAUAUCCUAUGCCGAUGCCUGUAGCGCCAGGACCACCACCUGUUGUAGUCGUGCCAAUGCCACCGCAAAUACAACCCAGACCAAGGCGAUGGAAACCAAAACCAAAGUAUUCAAGUUCAGAAGAAUCGAGUGACGAAACGAGCAGUGACUGUGAUUAUCUACGGCGAGGAAAGAAAUUUAAACGCCGCAAAUUAAGAAUACUCAGACGCAAAGCAAGUUCAGAAAGUGAGAACGAACUAGUGAAGCCAGUGCUGACGUAUGUAUCGAAUAAUGGUGAAAUUAAAUAUGAGAAAAAGAUAAGUAACGAUGAAGCUGAUCAAUUAUUAAAUGGACGUGAUAACGGAAGGAGAUAUAAAACAGUGAGAGUCAUGACAAGAGAGGAUAAUUCAAAUAAACAGCAAGUUGUAGUGAUGUCUAAUGAUGAAGAUAAUAAAGCAAGGUACAAGCAAGUGGUGCUUCGAAAUGGACCAAGCCACGUGCUGAGUAGUGGGAAGAAAGAAUUGAUAUUUAGACCUCCUGGUAACAAGAAGAUUAGCAAUUUAUCUGUGUCGUUUAAUAUAGAAUAGAUGAAUUUUAAAGUAGAUGUUUAUAUUUUUGUAAAUAA